This is a messenger RNA of Sesamum indicum (sesame), 1745 nucleotides long. RefSeq names its product putative cyclin-A3-1. NCBI's taxonomy places the organism in Eukaryota, Viridiplantae, Streptophyta, Magnoliopsida, Lamiales, Pedaliaceae. Gene Ontology annotation, biological process: mitotic cell cycle phase transition. The record is from RefSeq and is a predicted model, not a curated record. Gene Ontology annotation, molecular function: cyclin-dependent protein serine/threonine kinase regulator activity.
ACGCAGCGCGCGUCAAAAAUUGAGCACAAUCUCAAAACUCAAGAUUGAAAAGGAAAACCCGCACCUCGAACCAAAUUGAAAACCUUUUCAAUUUGGGUUCAAGAUUUUCAUCUAAACCCCCGCUCGCUCAAAAAAUUUUCAAAUCACCUCUGUCGAUGGCGCUACUUAUCAGACCAUUUCCAGCUUAUAAACUCAAACUCCAUUUGCUCCCUCCCCACAGACAUUUAAGUCCUCCUCUCUCUGCUUCUCCUGUGUAGUUUUCUUGGAGUCUCCAUUUCGAGUACUCUGCAAUGGCUGACCAAGAAAACUGCAUGAGGGUCACGCGCUUGGCGGCGAAGAAGAGAGCCGCAGAGGAGGCUAUGGCUGCCCAGCAGAGUAAGAAGAAGAGAGUGGUGUUAGGUGAGAUUCAGAAUGUUGUGCAGGAUGUGGGUUUGGGCAAAAAUCUGAAGCUUGGUGGUCAGAAUGAGAAGCCGAAAACUAAGCCUAAGAGGAAUGUGAAGAAAGGGAGAGGGGCAGCGAAGGAAACGAAGAGUCUGAAGGUGGAAAGUGAUCCUGGGAUUAAUGUGGAUGAGAAAUGUGACGACCCGCAGAUUUGUGGAGCCUAUGCUUCUGAUAUAUACGAAUAUCUUCACAAUAUGGAGAUGGAGGCUAAGAGAAGACCAUUGUCAGAUUACUUGGAGAAAAUUCAGAAAGAUGUGACUGCAAACAUGAGAGGGGUUUUGGUAGAUUGGUUAGUUGAGGUGGCAGAGGAAUACAAGCUUCUUCCAGACACAUUGUAUUUAACAGUUUCCUAUAUUGACAGAUUCUUAUCCAUCAAUGCUAUUCAUAGGCAAAAACUUCAGCUUCUUGGUGUUUCUUCAAUGCUUAUUGCCUCGAAAUAUGAGGAGAUUAGUCCUCCGCACGUGGAAGAUUUUUGUUAUAUAACUGAUAACACAUACACUAAGGAAGAUGUUGUGAAAAUGGAGGCUUUAGUGCUCAAAUCCCUUGGAUUCCAAAUGGGCAAUCCUACAGUGAAGACAUUUCUAAGAAAAGUCACCAGGAUUGCUCAGGAAGACUAUGAGAGUUCUAGCUUGCAGUUGGAGUUCUUGGGUUACUACCUAGCAGAGUUAAGUCUGCUGGAUUAUGCAUGUGUGAAAUUCUUGCCUUCCUUGGUGGCUGCAUCAGUUGUGUUCCUCUCACGAUUUACACUCCAGCCAAAGCAACACCCUUGGAGUUUGGCUCUACAGCUCCAUUCACGGUAUAAAGCUGCAGAUCUCAAAGAAUGUGUCUGCAUCCUUCAAGACUUGCAGUCAAGUAGAAGAGGUGGCUCUUUGGUUGCAGUGAGGGACAAAUACAAGCAACACAAGUUCAAAUGUGUAUCAACACUGUCCUCGCCUUCACAAAUACCAGAGUCCUUUUUUGAUGGCACCAGAGAUGAGUAAUCAGGGACACGUGAUGAAGGUUCAAAAUCACGGAACUGUACAUAAAGCGAUCAAGUAUAAUACACGCCUCUGUACCAGCUUGGUGGAAUGUUCCUUAGGAUGAACCAUGUAUUGACUACUCCAUGAAACUGAAACUACUAUUUGUAUUUACUAAAAUGAGUAAAAUUACUAACAUAGGCUACCAUAGAUGUUGCUAUGUAGGUUUUCCUCCCAAGCUGCAGUAGCUAGGAAGCAUUUGAAUACUCACACUGUAGUUGUAUGAUUCUUGUUCACAUACUUAAAAGUUUCUCAAAAUUGAUUCUUGGUUUCAACCUUUGUUUCUGU